AAUGGGUAACGAAUAAAUCAAACCAAGUAUUGCACAUUCAAUUGAAUGGACAUUUAUAAGAGAAAUCAAAUAACAUCCUUUAUUUGGACAUAUCAAAGUAUACAAAGGACCUUCUAAUUAAUUAUAAUGUUUAAAGACAGUUAUUGUAGAAGAGUCCUAAUAUAAAGAUUAAAUGGAUUCCCUCAAAAAAAUGAUUGUUAAAGAUGUCUUAUCAUAAAACUAACCAAAUUGUUCUUCAUUAGUUAGUGUCAAUCGUUUAGAAACAUAAAAACAAGAAGAAUUUUGUUCUAAUUAUGUCAAAAUAUAUUUAACAGCCGAUUAUUCAGAUCAAUAAAUUUAAUAACCAAAAGAUGUUAAAUUAUUUAUGUUAAAUAUAAUUCAAGCACUCUAAAUUAUGGAUUAAAAAGGUGUAAAUAAUUGUUAAUUUUGUACUUCUAAAAUUUUACAAUUUGAUGAUCAUGUUAAAGUUGUUAAUACAUAAUUAUUUACUGAAAUUUCUGAUUAUGAAUAACUUUAUUUUAAUGAAGUUUCUAAAAAUGAUUGGAUGAUAGCACCAGAAGUAAUGAAUUCUUUAAAAGUUAAUUGUCCUCCAUCAUUCAAUAGUGAAUUAGCUGUUAUAUUUAAUUUUGGAAUCAUUAUGAUUAAUUUAUUAACAGGAAUUCAUCCUUAAGAUGCAUAAAUUUAUGAUUAUAAGAAUUUGACACUAAAUGAUAAUUUCUCAUCUUAUAUUCAUUCUAUUGAUUAAUUACAAAUACCAAGUAAAAUUAUUUUAAUAUUACUUAUUUUAGAUCAUAUUAAACAAUUAAUUUAAGAUUGUGUUAAUGUUAAGGCCACUCUAAGACCAACUUUUAAUUCAAUUAUUAAUUUAUUAAGAUAAGUUGAAAUUCCACUUUAAGUUUCACAAAUUAAAAAUGAAGAUGUUUCAACCAAUUAAAUAUUCAAUCCUUGUUAUGAAGAUGUUAAAAAAGUCUUAAGUGAAUCUCAUGUUAAUAAGAAUCUUAAUUUUCAUAAUGAAUCUCCAUAGAAAAUUGAAAAAUAAGAUUUUUUGACUGAUACUUAAUAAUCAGCAUAAUUUAGAAAAUCUAAAUAAAUCUAUAAUUUAGAAAAUGCAUAUAAUUCUAGAGCUUCUAUCUAAUAAAAGUAACAAAUCUAACAUACUUCUAAUAAAGUUAAGACUUAAACAAAAGUAUAAAAAGUCAAAAGCCCAAAUUAAAAGCCUAAACCAAUCAGGGCUAAUGGGAAUCAUCAAAAAUGA
Molecule: messenger RNA, 1255 nt
Organism: Paramecium primaurelia
Lineage: Eukaryota; Ciliophora; Oligohymenophorea; Peniculida; Parameciidae
Source: the annotation of a GenBank genome assembly